This is a messenger RNA of Galeopterus variegatus (Sunda flying lemur), 2453 nucleotides long. RefSeq names its product septin 3 (gene SEPTIN3). The transcript has 11 exons. Gene Ontology annotation, cellular component: neuron projection; presynaptic cytoskeleton; septin ring. Bases 138 to 1214 code for a protein of 358 amino acids. Gene Ontology annotation, biological process: cytoskeleton-dependent cytokinesis. The record is from RefSeq and is a predicted model, not a curated record. Gene Ontology annotation, molecular function: molecular adaptor activity; GTP binding; GTPase activity. NCBI's taxonomy places the organism in Eukaryota, Metazoa, Chordata, Mammalia, Dermoptera, Cynocephalidae.
CGGGUGGGCGGAGAGCGCGGAGGGGCGAGGCCCGGCUGCAGGGGCCGCUCGGCCCGGGGGGAGCCCGCGUCCCCGCUCAGCCUUGCAGCCCCGCGCCCUGAGCAUCUCCCCGGAGGAACGGAGACAAAGGAGGAUUCAUGUCCAAAGGACUCCCAGAGACCAGGACGGACGCAGCCAUGUCAGAGCUGGUGCCUGAACCCAGGCCUAAGCCAGCAGUGCCCAUGAAGCCUGUCAGCAUCAACUCUAACCUGCUGGGCUACAUCGGCAUCGACACCAUCAUUGAGCAGAUGCGUAAGAAGACCAUGAAGACCGGGUUUGACUUCAACAUCAUGGUCGUUGGCCAGAGUGGACUGGGCAAGUCAACACUGGUCAACACACUCUUUAAAUCCCAAGUGAGCCGCAAGGCCUCCAGCUGGAACCGGGAGGAGAAGAUCCCGAAGACAGUGGAGAUCAAAGCUAUUGGGCAUGUGAUAGAAGAAGGUGGUGUCAAAAUGAAGCUGACUGUCAUCGACACCCCAGGCUUUGGAGACCAGAUCAACAAUGAAAACUGCUGGGAGCCCAUUGAGAAGUACAUCAAUGAGCAGUACGAGAAGUUCCUGAAGGAGGAGGUAAACAUCGCCAGGAAGAAGCGCAUCCCUGACACUCGCGUCCACUGCUGCCUCUACUUCAUCUCCCCCACAGGACACUCCUUGCGACCGCUUGAUCUCGAGUUCAUGAAACACCUCAGCAAAGUUGUGAACAUCAUCCCUGUCAUUGCUAAGGCUGACACCAUGACCCUGGAGGAGAAGUCUGAAUUCAAGCAAAGGGUUCGCAAGGAGCUUGAAAUACAUGGCAUUGAAUUCUACCCCCAGAAGGAAUUUGAUGAGGAUUUGGAGGACAAGACGGAGAAUGACAAAAUCAGGCAGGAGAGCAUGCCUUUUGCUGUGGUGGGAAGUGACAAGGAGUACCAAGUGAAUGGCAAGAGGGUCCUCGGCAGAAAAACUCCCUGGGGCAUCAUCGAAGUGGAAAACCUCAACCACUGUGAGUUUGCCCUGCUUCGAGACUUUGUCAUCAGGACUCACCUCCAGGACCUCAAGGAAGUGACACACAACAUCCACUAUGAAACUUACAGAGCCAAGCGGCUCAAUGACAAUGGAGGCCUCCCUCCGGGAGAAGGCCUCCUGGGCACUGUCCUUCCACCUGUGCCAGCCACCCCCUGCCCCACUGCCGAAUGAAGCCAUUUCAAGCGCUGCUUCUCCCUCCAUUCCUCUCAGCUGUUAUUGCUGCAGGGCCAAGCCCUUUUUAGUUCUGUGCUUGUCCAGCCUGCCACCACAGCCCCUCAGCAGGUGGGAGGGGCCAGCUGCCUCUUUAGGACAGUUGCUUCCUCCAUUUACCCAAAUCACUCCUCUCCUCCCGGUGGAAUGGAGUUCUCGCCAGCACUGCCCUACUGCAUCAUCUUUGUCAGCCGGUCCCAGCCCAUCUAUAGGGUGAAAGAACUCACCAAGAGCUCCUUCUGCCCUUGCAAACCCAUACCAGCUACUUGUAACCAUCUCCAAGGGCAAUGGCAUUGCUCCCUACCCAUUCAUGUGCAUGAGCUACUCUUGACUUCCAUAAAGGGUCAAGAAAGCAACUUUUCUGCUUGCUAGAUUCAUUGAGGUCAGCUGAGUGAGCCCCAGUGUGGGACAAGGGUGUCUCCUUUAUUGCUGAAAGGUAUUUAUAAGGGUGGGUCACUACAGAUGUGGGGGAGCUAGGGGUAGGAUCACUUUAAAAAAAAUUACCACUUGCAGCUGGCCCAGAGUGCGGUUAACAUGCCCUCCCUACCCCAUAAAGGCAGCCACUUAGGAAGAGUGGUUUUCCCAGAGACAUUGUUAGAGUUGACUUUUUUAUCUCCAAAACUUAAGAACUAAACACACACACACAAAACCCCAGAAACCCACAAGAUGUACACUCUAGGAAGAAAAACACCUUUUGUCCACUUAGCAAUAAGAGGGAUCUCUUCCCACCUACCCCGACUACUCCUACCCCCAGUCCCCACCCCCCAACCCCAUUAAUGUGAGUAAUGAAUUAGCCUGGCCACAGGUGGUCGCUGUAGGCUAAUGGAAAAUACCCAGUGGAGGGCAAAGUCCCCCAUCAGAUGCAUGAAUGUUUGCGAAUGUCGGCUGCCACUGCCCCACACACUGUUGUUGUUAUAGAAUCCCUUGCCCACCCCACCCCCACCUGCCAUUUCCACCUGGACACAACUUGCUGAAACGCUGGUGACUUGUGGGCCAUUCAUCUACAACCAAGUCCUGAUGGAACAAGAGGCCCAAGCCUAGGGGAUGCAAGAACGACCCAUUUCUUAAAUGUUACCAGUCGCAGCCAACCUUAUGGUGACAUUAAGGUUAAAUUUCCCAAUUGAAAACAAGCCAACAAAAAAACUGUAAAUGUUGCUAGACUAUGUGUUGUACAACUGAACAUUGCUGUUUGAACAAUAA